This is a messenger RNA of Haliotis rufescens (red abalone), 5788 nucleotides long. RefSeq names its product histone acetyltransferase KAT2A-like. Lineage: Eukaryota; Metazoa; Mollusca; Gastropoda; Lepetellida; Haliotidae. Gene Ontology annotation, biological process: chromatin remodeling; positive regulation of transcription by RNA polymerase II. Gene Ontology annotation, cellular component: histone acetyltransferase complex; nucleus. The record is from RefSeq and is a predicted model, not a curated record. The coding region runs from base 1 to 2442 and encodes 813 amino acids. The transcript is spliced from 17 exons. Gene Ontology annotation, molecular function: histone H3 acetyltransferase activity; protein binding.
AUGGCGUCCUCGGAGGACUGCACUAUCGACGAUGAUGGUUCUCAUCCUAAACAGACGUCGGUACAGGGGACAACUGCGGAAAUGAGUCGGCCAAACAACUUCCAAAGAAUUGCCCAGAAAAAAUUGCUUGUCAAAAGUUUUCCACGCAACAAAAAACUCGAGAAAUUAGCAGUUUAUUCAUCAUGCAAAUCCGAGAACUGCAAGUGCAAUGGUUGGAAGAAUCCAAAUCCGCCUCCAACGCCUCCUCGUGUGGAUGUAUCACAACCCCUUGCCAGCCUCACAGACCCAUGUCGCAGCUGUAACCAUGCUUUGGGUGCCCAUGUGUCACAUCUCGAGAACACGGCGGAGGAGGAACUCAAUCGACUGCUGCGUAUUGUGGUGGAUGUGGAGAACCUAUUUAUGUGUGUCCACAAGGAAGAAGAUGCAGAGACAAAACAAGUGUACUUCUAUCUCUUUAAGCUUCUGCGGAAAUGUAUUCUGAACAUGAGCAACCCCACUAUAGAGGGGCCCCUAGGAAAUCCUCCAUUUGAAAAACCAAGUAUUGCAAAGGGUGUUACUAACUUCGUGGUGUACAAAUUUGGCCACCUUGCUCAGAAAGAAUGGCAGACAAUGUACGAUUUGGCUAAAAUGUUCUUGCACUGUCUGAAUCAUUGGAAGUUAGAGACGCCGGCUAGUCGGGCUCAGCAUGCUGGAACAGAGGACAUGAAUGCCUACAAGGUCAACUAUACAAGGUGGCUUUGCUAUUGCCAUGUGCCGGCUUUCUGUGACAGCCUGCCACGUUAUGAGACAACCCUGAUCUUCGGUCGCACUCUGCUGAGGUCUGUCUUCCAAACCAUGAGGAGACAACUGCUAGACAAGUUCCGAGCUGAAAAAGACAAGAUGCCCCCAGACAAGAAAACACUUGUCCUCACCCAUUUCCCCAGGUUUCUGUCUAUGCUCGAGGAAGAGGUGUAUGGCACCAGUUCCCCAAUAUGGGAUCCAGACUUCUCCCAGAACCCAGCCAACAUCCCUAUGUCUCCAACACCGCUACCAAAUGAAAUUUCAGCAACGCCGUCCACGGCACCGGGCGUGAGUGGCUAUAACCGUUUCACAACCGGAACCAACUCCACUGGCCCGGGGCCUGAAGGCUUCACAUCCAUCAACAUCACCCCAGGACUCAUCACGCCGAGAAGGCCGUCCAAGACUGAACCAGGUCAAGCAGGGGAGAAGAGGAAACAUGAGGACAGUCUGCUGGCAGACGAACUGAAGCGGAAAAAGAUUGAUGGCGAUGUCUCGUCAGACACAGUUGCUGAAAUACUGGCCACCAUUACAGAUCCCAGUCAGAUGGUUGGACCAGAUCCGACACUGUUCCCCACCCACACGGCACGGGACGAGGCAGCACGACAGGAGGAGAACAAGGGGGUGAUCAACUUCCAUGUCAUUGGUAACUCUCUCAGCCAGAAGCCCACUAAACAAAUCUACAUGUGGCUGAUUGGUUUACAGAAUGUCUUCUCACACCAGCUGCCCCGGAUGCCCAAGGAGUACAUCACAAGACUUGUGUUUGAUCCGAAACACAAAUGUUUAUCUCUGAUAAAGGACAAGAGAGUCAUUGGUGGGAUCUGCUUCCGGAUGUUUCCAACCCAGGGUUUCACAGAGAUUGUAUUCUGUGCUGUGACAUCUAAUGAACAGGUCAAGGGUUACGGGACACACCUGAUGAACCAUCUGAAGGACUACCACAUCAAGCACAACAUUUGUCACUUCCUUACAUUCGCUGAUGAGUACGCUAUUGGAUACUUCAAGAAGCAGGGCUUCUCAAAGGAAAUCAAGCUGCCGAAGUCAGCGUACCUGGGAUACAUCAAGGACUACGAGGGGGCCACCCUGAUGGGAUGUGAACUCAACCCCCGGAUCAAGUACACCGAGUUCUCCCAGGUCAUCAGAAAACAGAAGGAGAUCAUCAAGCAGAUUGUGGAGAAGAAGCAGGAGCAGCUGAGGAAGAUCUACUCCGGCCUGUCCUGCUUCAAAGAUGGAGUGCGGCAGAUCCCCAUCGAGAGCAUCCCUGGUCUUCACGAGUCAGGCUGGAAGCCCACCUUUAGCCCAGAGAAGGAGAAGGAGAAAUGUAAAGACAAUGCUCUUGACCCUGACCAGUUAUACAACGCCUUCAAGACUGUUUUACAGCAAAUCAAGAACCAUGGGUCAGCCUGGCCAUUCCAGAGGCCGGUGGACAAGUCUGAAGCUCCUGAUUAUUAUGAUCAUAUAAAAUUUCCAAUGGAUCUGAAGACCAUGUCUGACAGAUUAAAGAACAGAUACUAUUGUCACAAGAAACUGUUCAUUGCUGACAUGACCCGCAUAUUUACAAACUGUCGAGCAUACAAUGAACCGGACACGGAGUAUUACAAGUGUGCUAACACAGUGGAAAAGUUCUUCACCAUCAAAAUGAAGGAAGCAAGUCUUAUGGACAAAUGAAAGUGUUGUCUCAGUGGGUGCUCAUCCUGUGAUCUCGUCUCAGAACACACAUCAUCCCAUAGUGGGGCUCAAGCUCCUCACAGCGAUAGCCCGUUCGCAGAGCUGUCUAUACUAUCACUGCCACCAGUCAAAGUUCCCUGCUAUGAGAGGUAGCUACAGCCAUGCUUGGAGUCAAACUCGCAACCGAAUGACCAUUAUGUUUUCAAACAAGUGAUGACUCUUAUGACGCCAAAUACUCUUACCCCUGCUAAAUUAUUUCCUUUUUUGUCAAUUUGGAUUUCUAUUUCAUUACAACUAUCAUGUAAUUGGUAUAGUAAGAAUGUAAGGCGAAUGUUGGCUGAUUUUCCGUUCUUCUGCAGUCUCGAACCAGUCUGAUUGUACAAACAAAAAGGUAAAUUCAUCUUGGAUAUAUGGUCGGUGUCAAACCUUUUCAAAAUUCACCGAUAUCAUUCCCAAAGACAUAAACAAAAGUAUAAACGUCUGCAUUUGGGAUUGGAGGGCAAACUUUAAGAUUCUUGUAAUGGCUGCACCCACACUGGUGGCAGUGAUGUUACCGAGAGUGUAAUGAAGGUGUCACACGCUGGGAAGAAGUUUGGAUUGGGCUCUGCUGACAAGGUGUGGUCACACUUCUUGAUGAGAGUGGACAAACCUGAUCAGCAGUACAGUCAGUCCAGCAAUACUGACCGAGUCUGACCGAGUCUGACCGAGUCUGACAAAGUUGCUUGAAAAGAAAACCUAAGCUAAACUGCCCGUGUUGUAAAUCAAUUACAAAGUGUGAAUCAGAAUUUCAUUAAGAAAAUGUCUGAUGAAGUAACUCUUACAUGAUGCGAUUUUCAGAAAAUGCCAGUAAUUAGGGACCGGUCAUAUAUUUUAGGGGUAGGUGGGUCAGGAUGCAUCAGGGGAGGGUCACCAGAAAAUCUGACAGUUUCUAGGGGAGGGUCAGAAAAAAUAGUACACAGAUUUGGGGAGGUUCUUGAGAAUGGGCAUUUUGUAAUUAAAUAUGAAGUGCUUUGGCAUUUAUUUGGCUUUUCAGGUCAAGGGCAUGGGGAAGGUCAUCCAAAAUGACAAGCAUUCAUAAGGGAGAGUUAUUUUUUUCAGUACAUUAGUGCAUAAAAAACUGACUACCCACCCAACCCCUUAAAUAAAUGAUUCAUCCCUUUUAUAAGUGUGUCAUAUGUAUAAAAUACUUAAAUAUCUGAUACCAAGUUAUGAUCAAGGGAAUGCUAUCGUUACACUAUAUGAUGGUGAAGUUCUCAGUAAAUACCAGUGAUUAUGUAAAUGUGACAUCCAUGUCAACUACAUAACUAAUCCUGUGUACAUGGGUCCCAAAAGAUUAUACAUGAGCCCAUUUAGCCAAAAACUUUCACCGCAUCUUUCCAUAGGGCAUGCUAUUCUUUUGCAUACUGUUGUAUGCAGUAGGUCAGUUUUUCUACAUCAGAACACCAUGUGCCUUUGUCAUGUGGUGUGGAACCCUCCGGAGUGUGUGGUGAUCCAGAAUGUCUUGUCAGUGUUACACUGCAGCUUGUGGGGUGGUGGAGUUAAUGCUUUGGCUUGUCUUGCUGGAUAUCUGAGUUUGAUCCCACACACAAUAUGAGAGGGUGUUUGGCAGCAACAUAUUUCUCUCUCAUGACAUUGCAGCUGGUGAGGAUCUUCCUCCUAGGAAACUACCAUUGAAUUCCUCCGAAAUGUCUUUUCAAAACUGAUGAAUAAAAUGCAUAUCACUAUCUUUACAUGUUAUUUGCAAAAACAAACAAACAUGCAGGUCCUCAUUAUCAAGUUCUUAGAGUGAGGUUUUCUUAUGAAACCUUUCAUGUCACACCAUGGCACAAAUAAUCAGGACUUGAAGUUAUUCUUUUGGCAGAGAAGCUAUAUGUAGCUACUUAUAUUUUUACAGGUAACCUUGAUGCUGUCAAAACCCAAACAUGCCACACAAAUGUUAAAAGAUGAAAUUACUGACAUUUAAGUUUGUAUAGUCUCAUCAUAUAUUCAGUUCAAUGUUAAACCUCCUUUUGAGACACUAGUCAAAAUAGGUCCACAGUACCUCAUUUGUUGUAUGACUAAGAAGAGGACUAGGUGGUCAGGCUCUAAAGCCAAUUAAAUGGGGAUUGGGUGGUCACACUCUGACAAGGAUGGUACCAUGGAUACUUGCUGCUACUUUACAGUCACUUGUUUGGUCCAGAUUUGAUUAUUUACAGACCCCCGUUCAAUAGUGGAAUUUUGCUGACUGUGCAUUAAGUAACGUUCACUCUUUAUUUAGCUUUAAUUAAUUAACAGUUCGUACUGACAUGACUUAACAUUCAGCUAAGUCAGAUAUGUUUCGGGCAGUGGGGUAGCCUAGUUGUUAAAGCAUUCUAUCGUCAAGCGGAAGACCUGGGUUCAAUUCGCCACACGGGUACAAUGUGUGAAGCCCAUUUCUGGUGUCCCCUGCCAUGAUAUUGCUGGACUAUCGCGGCUACCAUUUUCCAGGUAGCAGAAUAUUGUUUUAAGUUUCAUUGUUGCUAUAUACUACCAUUAAUUUCAAGUCCAGAAAAGCAACUCAAUACAUUAUCAUUUGGCACUGCCAUUAAUUACUUAAAGUUUCAAUUUGCUCCUAAACAACCAUAGAGUGAUGUAGAACAGGGCCCCGGAUCUUAGCGCUGAGGCGAUUGUAACUCCAAUACUUCCAACACAGACUACGACAGUCGUACCGCUGUGAUCGUUUUGUUGAAUGUAGGUCAUCCCACUCCUGGCUGUUUGCUCCGAUUAUGUUUUUAGGUUUGUCAGCACCAUACCCAUCCCCUCAGGUUUCUCCAAAGUGGAAAACAUCUGAAACCUGCAUCACUUGGGACUUUCCUCCCACAUCAAGCUGACACACCGUGAUAUAACUGGAAUACUGUUCAAAGCGGCGUUAAACCAGCUCACUCACUCACUAUUCUGUCCUAGGUUUCUAUGGCAGUUUCCCUGGCAUAUUUGUAAAUUUGUCCGACUCAGAUCUGUAUGUGAAUAUGAAUAACAUUUUCAAAGAAUCUGUUAUUAAGUUUGGUGCAUUUAUUUCCCAGGGCCCAUCGCCCAAAGCAAUCUUAGCGCUAAGCCUGUGUUAAAGUAUGGGAGUUCGCUUUGUGCAACAGGGCCCUGAUCAGUGUUUUUUCUCAGCAUCAGUAGACUGUGUGAUGUAUUCGUUACUCAGAGUGUACUGUCACAGUGAAUGUGUGACUGAUUCAAAAGCUGAACAUGGUCAGGUAUAGAGUGAAACAGGUUAUCAUCUCAUUACUCACCUGUACAUACACAUCAACCAAUGGUUUAUUUAUGUGUUGUUUAUAUGUAAAUAAGUACUAUAUACAUUACACAAUAAAUUAUAUAAGAAGUC